Messenger RNA from Scedosporium apiospermum, 933 nucleotides. RefSeq lists its product as uncharacterized. Gene Ontology annotation, molecular function: hydrolase activity, hydrolyzing O-glycosyl compounds. Lineage: Eukaryota; Fungi; Ascomycota; Sordariomycetes; Microascales; Microascaceae. The transcript has 3 exons. The coding region runs from base 1 to 933 and encodes 310 amino acids. The record is from RefSeq and is a predicted model, not a curated record.
AUGAGUGUCUUCUUUCAUUAUCUAAAUGAGACCGGAGGCUAUAUCAACUACGGCCCUGAAGGACUCGACCGCUUUGACCGUCUGGUCAGUCGCUGUGAGGAUCUCGGCUUGAAGCUCGUCCUCCCUUUAUUCAACUAUUGGCCCGAUUACGGCGGAGCCCCUCUGUACAUCGCAACCUACUCUAAGACAUGGACCGAGCAGUGGAUCGACCUUCCGAAGGCACAGGAAGUGUACAGAGACUAUGUCAAAGUCAUAGUCGAAAGGUAUAAGAAUUCUCCGGCGGUGUUUUCGUGGCAAUUGGGGAACGAGCCUAGAUGCGAAGGCUGUGGGGAAGAGGGGAUGGGAAGACUGGUCGACUGGGCAAGGAAUGUGAGUUCUUACAUCAAGGAGCUUGAUCCGGACCAUAUGGUUAGUAUGGGAGACGAGGGGUGGUUGACGCCGCGGGAAAGAGAAGAGGGGUACGGAGAUAGGGGCCAUGGGUAUGAUGGCAUCAAUGGGGUUGAUUGGGUUAGUAUCAUGGGUAUUGAGACGUUGGAUUACGGGACUGUUCAUCUCUGGCCGGAUCAUUGGGCAUAUCCAUAUGAAUGGGGUGUUCAGUGGAUAGAAGACCACGACAAGCUCGCCGCACAAUUCAACAAGCCAAUAAUCCUAGAAGAAUACGGCGCUGCCAAGAAGAAUGACCACAUCGAGCCUCUCCUCCCCUGGCAGGACGCUCUCGUAAAGUCGGGUUUCGCCGCCGACCAGACAUGGCAAUUCGAGCCUGACGGGACGAAUUUUACAGACUUCCCGGACCCCCAGUUUGCCAUCCAUUAUGGCUCCGAGGAAUGGCUCGUUUUAGCCCAGAAUCAUUCUCUCCGGAUCGACGCGAAGACCAAAGCUUUGGGUAUAGAGAAUGGCGAGAUGGUGAAGUUAGAUUUCGGCCAGUUUAUUUGA